AGCCUUCGUGAACGAUACUGUUAUUUUCAAAUUGAAACGAGUUGACUAAGCACAGUUGGUUCCGCAAAGAACAGUCAGCAUGGUCAGCAAAGAGGAAGUGACCCGCUGUUACGAUUUUGUUCUGAAACUCACCAUGGAAUCAGGAAAGGUAAUUCGUGACGCUAUUCAAGGAUGCAAGAAUAUAGAGACCAAAGGUGGAGACUGGGACUUGGUAACCCAGUAUGACAAACAAGUCGAAGAAAUUUUGAUGAGCAAUAUAUCAAAAGAAUUUCCACAACACAAAAUCAUCGGUGAAGAAACAGUUUCAUCGACAAAACAUCUACCAGAAUUAACGAACGAUCCAACAUGGAUCAUCGACCCCAUUGAUGGCACCACAAACUUUGUACACUCAUUUCCAUUCACCUGUAUAUCAAUCGCAUUAGUAGUGAAAAAGGAGAUAGAAAUUGGCAUUGUAUACAAUCCAAUCUUAGAACAAUUGUUCACUGCCAGAAAAGGUCGUGGUGCCUAUCUGAAUGGAAAGUCUAUCAAGAGCUCUAAUGUAGAAAAAUUAGAACACUCUCUGCUGUGCAUAGAAGCCUCAUAUGCAACGAUCGAGAAUAUUAGAGACAUUAUUUUAGGAAGAGCAGAAGCUUUCGUUUCAAUAGCUCAUGGAAUACGAACAAUGGGAUCAGCAGCACUAACACUUUGUUACAUAGCAAUGGGUGCAGCAGAAGCUUAUCACACUGAUAAUCUAAUGCCUUGGGAUGUGGCUGCUGGUGUGCUUAUCAUCAGAGAAGCGGGUGGUGUUGUAAUAGAUACGAAUGGAGGGGAAUUCAACAUUAUGUCGCCAAAAGUGAUAGCAGCUGGUAACAGCAAAUUGGCCAAUGAAUUAGUGAAAUUAAUUAAGAAUGCCGAUUCAAAGACGUUACAAAAGCGAAAUCACAAAUCAUUGAAAUGAACAGUAAUCGAGACUUAUGUAAAAUAAUUCACGUAACAAUAAGAUCCUAAAUGAUUUACGUGUUUGAGUUAAUUGUAUUUCUCAAAAUCAUUUUGUAAUCCUGAUGAUUCAUACGAACCAAGCAUCGUUAGACAAUUAAAUAAGUUUCCACGAAAAAUCAGAUUAUAGUGCUAAACAUGUGUCGGCCAGUUUCUUAUUAACAUUAAUUGCGUUAACUGCUGACUUCAAAGCUCGAUAAUAGAGUUUAGCACUAUAAGAGCUACGUGGAAACGUUGUAAAUAAUUUCGACGUUGUUUUACAUAAAAUCUGACAAAAUCGACAAUUGUAAAAUAAUGAAAAUUAAUAUAGUAUUAAGUGAUAAUAAAGGAUAUUUAAAUAUU
Messenger RNA from Osmia lignaria (orchard mason bee), 1317 nucleotides. RefSeq names its product inositol monophosphatase 1-like. The record is from RefSeq and is a predicted model, not a curated record. Gene Ontology annotation, biological process: signal transduction; inositol metabolic process; phosphatidylinositol phosphate biosynthetic process. NCBI's taxonomy places the organism in Eukaryota, Metazoa, Arthropoda, Insecta, Hymenoptera, Megachilidae. Gene Ontology annotation, molecular function: inositol monophosphate 1-phosphatase activity.